GGUGUUAGCAGCCAGUGUGUGUGUUAUUUGCCUAGUUUACCACUAGAGGGCGCGGCUGAGGCAGCGGCUGACAGGAAGUCAGAAUAUGAAUAUUAUUUUAAAACCAGAUAUGAGGAAACGUUGCUGGAGUCUCAGGCUGAACGACGGACUCUGAUUGGUCGACGCUGCUUCUGCUUCCUUUAACUUCAUCAGCCUCGUUACACACUCAGAUAAUUCCCAGUAAGCCAAUCAAAGCUGCCCCCCACCGUGUGUGUGUGUGUGUGUGUGUGUGUUAUUAGAGUCCAGCGCUGACUCAGCAGGAUUUCUCUAAUCCAACCAUCCUCACUUUUUACACCUCCUCUCCUCCUCUCCUCUCUUCCUGUCCUUUUUUCUCUCGCUUUCUGAGAUUCUCUCUUCUUCUGGGUCAUUUUAACUCCAUCAUCAUCAUCAUCAUCUCACUCCUCCACCUGCUGAACGUCUGAUAACAUUCAGCUAAUUUAAACACACAGGAAGGUUCUGACCCAGAGCUGCAGCUGCCGACCAGAACCUGGAUCCUGUUUAACCUGCCCAGUGUCCAGGUCCAUUCCAGGUCUGUCCAGGUCCGUCCCGGUCCAGUCCAGGUCUGUCCAGGUCCAUUCCAGGUCCGUCCCGGUCCAGUCCAGUCUCAGACGUAUCAUCCCUGCUAUAAUCUGUUUAUCCCUGUCAGGGUGACAGAGACUCCCUGCAGGAUCGGCUCCUUCUCUCCUUCCUCCUCUCGGGUUUCUCCCAUUUUCUGCUGGUCUCUCCUCUCUGGGUUCCUCCGGGCUCCAGGGGGUUUAUGAGGUUCUGGUCGGGGGCUCGCCUCGCUGUUUCCAUGGUGAUGUGUUUGGAGGGGAUCUAGGCCGCAGAACCCGGGAUUAUCAGCUGACAGACCAACUGUAUCACCAUGGCGAAGGUAGCGCCGCUAAUCCCUGGCCCUUCAUCUGGGUUAAACCCUCCCAGCAUCGUACUGCAGGACCUGGAGGAGGGGGCGGAGCCAGGUGACAUCACAGAGGGGCUCAGAAGAUCCCAAAGAGCCGGAGCUGGAGCUCUGUUCAACGUCAACAACAGCAACAACAACGAGGAAGAGGAGGAGGAGGAGAAGAAGAGGAAAAAGAAAGAGAAGAAAGAGAAAAAGGAGAAAAGAGAAAAGGAAAAGCAGGAGAAAAAGGAAAGGAAGGAGCAGAAACAGAAGGAGAAGGAAGAGAAAGAGAAGGAGAAACAGAAAGAGAAGGAGAAGCUGGAGAAAGAGAAGAAAGCCAAAGAGGAGGCGGCGAAAGAGAUCACAGUGAUCGAUCCAGCUGGGAACACGUACUACAACUGGCUCUUCAUCAUCACCAUCCCAGUCAUGUACAACUGGACCCUGAUCAUAGCCAGGGCUUGUUUUGAGGAGCUUCAGACUGACUACCUGAUCAUGUGGUUCAUCGUGGACUUUAUCUGUGACGUCCUUUAUAUCAUGGACAUGGUUUUCAGAACCAGGACAGGUUACCUGGAGCAGGGUUUACUGGUGAAAGACGAGCAGAAACUACGUGAACGUUACAUGAAAACUUUCCAGUUCAAACUGGAUUUGGUCUCCAUGAUUCCCACUGACAUCCUGUACCUGAUUCUUGGUACCACCUACCCUGAGAUCCGCCUCAACAAGCUUCUAAGAUUCAACAGGAUGAUGGAGUUCUUCCAGCGCACUGAGACCAGAACCAAUUACCCCAAUGCUCUACGUAUCUCCAACCUUGUCAUGUACAUUCUCAUCAUCAUCCACUGGAAUGCCUGCCUCUACUAUUCCUUCUCCAAAGCCAUCGGUUUUGGUUCUGACAGGUUCGUGUAUCCUGACCCGACAAAUCCUGAGUUUGGCCGUCUGGUGAGGAAGUAUGCCUACAGUAUGUACUGGUCCACGCUAACGCUCACCACCAUUGGAGAAACGCCGCCCCCUGUGGAGAACUCGGAGUACUUCUUCGUUGUGACGGACUUCCUGGUGGGUGUGCUGAUUUUUGCCACCAUUGUUGGUAACGUUGGCUCGAUGAUCACUAACAUGAAUGCUGCCAGAGCCGACUUCCAGGCCCGGAUCGACGCCAUCAAGCAGUACAUGAGUUUCCGGAAGGUAACUAAAGACCUGGAAAAGCGAGUGAUUAAGUGGUUUGACUUCCUGUGGACCAAUAAGAAGGCUGUGGAUGAGAGAGAGGUUCUGAAGUACCUUCCUGACAAGCUAAGGGCUGAGAUCGCCAUCAACGUACAUCUGGACACCCUGAAGAAGGUCCGGAUCUUUGCGGACUGCGAGGCUGGUCUGUUGGUGGAACUGGUGCUGAAGCUGCAGCCGCAGGUCUUCAGUCCAGGAGAUUACAUCUGCAAGAAGGGCGACAUCGGCAGGGAGAUGUACAUCAUCAAGGAAGGGAAACUGGCUGUGGUUGCUGAUGAUGGCAUCACGCAGUUUGUUGUUCUAAGUGAAGGAAGUUACUUUGGGGAGAUCAGUAUCCUGGCUAUCAAAGGUAGUAAGGCAGGAAACAGGAGGACAGCUAACAUCAGGAGCAUCGGGUACUCCGACCUCUUCUGUCUUUCCAAAGACGACCUGAUGGAGGCGCUGACAGAGUAUCCUGAUGCUAAAGCUCUGCUGGAGGAGAAGGGACGGCAGAUUCUGAUGAAGGAUGGCCUGCUGGAUCUGGAGGUGGCAGCCCAGGGCCCAGACCCCAAAGAGAUGGAGGAGAAGGUGGACAGGAUGACGAGCAACCUGGACACGCUGCAGACCCAGUACGCCCGGCUGCUGGCAGAACACGAUGCGACUCACAGCAAACUCAAACACCGAGUCACCCGACUGGAGAAGAAGCUGGCGCCACCACGGGAGGAUGCACCUGGUGAUGCUCCGCCCCCUCCCACACCUGAGACCACCAAAGAAGAAGAGAAGAAAUAAGAAGAUAGUGGAGGACAGAAGAAUUUGAGUUUUAGUUUGAGGAUAGGAGGACUUGAAGGAGACGAGAAAUUAGAUAAAUCAAUAAACUCAACGAGAUUCAAAUUAAAGUCAAUAAAUAGGUAAUUAUGGAUCCUUAGAUUUAAAGUCCUCUGAGUUAAUGACUGUACAGUAUUAAUGACCUGGUGCUGGGGACACUGGGAACACUGGGAACACGUCUGAAGGACGCAGCAGUUCAGAGUAGAAGGUUUCACCUGCAAGUAGACUUUCUUUCUCAUGUCUGAGAAUAUUUACAACAUAAACUGUUGUAAUUAUUAUGUAACAAAUGUGAAACAAUAAGUUGGCUGCUAGCUUGUCUGAACGUAAGUUGUCUACGUUCAGACAGGCUGCUAUCUUGUAGCGGAGAAUCUUCACCCUGAGACCCGAAUGCCAGUCGGUCUGAGGUCCAUCCAGAACUGCCUGAGUUCUACCAAACCCUCUAGAUUUCAUGACAUGAAUUCAACCAAAGUCCAUUUUUUCCAGGUAUGAUUUAGUUUCCCAUUUAUCGGCUGCAGAACCAGAGACCGGCAUGUUCCUCCUGACCCAGGUGGAUUCAGAACCAGGUCUUCUGGGCUUUACCUGAUGCUUUUAAUGAUGCAACAUGUGAUGGAGAAACUGUGCUGAAAUAAAUAUAUUUUAUAAGAAAGUUAACACCCACUUUUCAUUUCAUAUCCUGUUAAAUAUUAUAGAUAGAAAAACUACAAGCAUGAGCAUGGGAACAACAUUUAAAUAAAUUAUUUUAGCUUAUGUUUUGUAAUAAUGACUGAAAACCCGAUAAGAUUUUAUUGUAAAAAUAUUAUUUAAUGUCUGAUAACAUUGUCUUCCCCAGGUUUCUGUGUCCUCUCUAGC
Molecule: messenger RNA, 3781 nt
Organism: Xiphophorus couchianus (Monterrey platyfish)
Lineage: Eukaryota; Metazoa; Chordata; Actinopteri; Cyprinodontiformes; Poeciliidae
Gene: cnga1b
Product: cyclic nucleotide gated channel subunit alpha 1b
Exons: 15
Coding region: 905-2896 (663 amino acids)
Biological process (GO): monoatomic cation transmembrane transport
Cellular component (GO): intracellular cyclic nucleotide activated cation channel complex; plasma membrane
Molecular function (GO): protein-containing complex binding; intracellularly cAMP-activated cation channel activity; cGMP binding
Source: RefSeq, a predicted model, not a curated record